CACGCCGUGCGGACGCGUCGCUACGUCGCUCUGAACCGCAUACAGCUGACAGUUACCGGGACCGCAGUGCCAAGGGACUGUGUACUUUGUGAAUCGUGCUCUUUUUAACGGAUACUGACUGCAGUAUUGUGUUGUGUAUAGCGUUAUAAGCGUGUGAUGCGCUCGUGAAGUGAUGUUCAUCAAAGCCGGGCCUCCGGCCGAGGAGGAGCGCCGGGGUUCGGUCUCCAACUGGUUUUCUUCACUACGGCGGGGCGGGCGGCGGCGGCGCGAGGAACCCUCGCCCUCUAACUACGGCUCGCUGGGCCGCCGUAAGGACACGCAGCCCCGCGGCAAGACAAGGUCUGCCUGGGACCUAACUUCGGUAUCUAGACUGCAACUCAAAGAUGAGCUCGGCGAGGUGGUCGCGGAGCUGGAGGCCCUGGACGGGCAGGAGGAGUGCAAGCAGAACAGCAAGGCCAAACAGAUGAGCAUCGGCAGGAAAAAGUUCAACAUGGACCCCAAGAAAGGUAUCGAAUACCUGUACGAGAACGGUCUCCUCCAGAGGACGCCCGAGGAUGUAGCACAAUUCCUUCACAAGGGCGAGGGACUGAGCAAAACCGCCAUCGGGGAUUACCUCGGCGAGCGCUCGGACUUCAACGAGGCUGUGUUACGUGCCUUCGUGGAGCUACACGACUUUACGGACCUCAUUCUGGUGCAGGCACUAAGACAAUUCCUCUGGAGCUUCCGUCUCCCCGGCGAGGCCCAGAAGAUCGACCGCAUGAUGGAGUGCUUCGCGCAGCGCUACUGCCAGCUCAACCCGGACAUCUUCACCAACGCGGACACCUGCUACGUGCUUAGCUUCGCCAUCAUCAUGCUCAAUACUUCGCUACACAACCCUAGUGUUAAAGAGAAACCUGGGCCCGAGCAGUUCGUCGCUAUGAACAGAGGGAUCAACAAUGGAGGGGACUUACCACAUGAAUUGCUCUUGUCAUUAUACGAGUCUAUAAAGACGGAGCCAUUCAAGAUACCGGAGGACGACGGGAACGAUCUCAUGCACACCUUCUUCAACCCGGACAAGGAGGGGUGGCUAUGGAAGCAGGGCGGCAGAUACAAGUCGUGGAAGAGACGGUGGUUUAUACUGAACGAUAACUGCUUGUACUACUUCGAAUACACGACGGACAAGGAGCCGAGGGGCAUCAUUCCACUUGAAAAUAUAUCCGUGCGUCCGGCGUCGGACCGCACGCGGCCGCACUGCCUGGAGCUGUACGCGAGCGGCGGCGCCGACCUCAUCAAGGCCUGCAAGACCGACUCCGAGGGGAAGGUCGUCGAGGGGAAACACACCGUUUAUAGAAUGUCGGCAUCGGCGGCGGAGGAGCGCGACGAGUGGAUCGAGUGCCUGCGGCGCUCCAUCAGCCACAACCCCUUCUACGACAUGCUCGCGCAGCGCAAGAAGAAGGCGCAGCACCAGCACGCCCACCCCGCGCACUAGCCGCACCCACACACUACACACUACCCACUACUCACACGUGGGCCAUGUUAGUGGACUUUUGCUCGGUUUAUUACCCGUUCGUAGGGUUUGCAAUCCGGAUCCGAUAUGUAUGAAAUUAUCCGGAUCUGGAUCCGGAUCCGCGGAUCUUCUCAUACAUUUCGGAUCCGUCGUGCAAACCCUACCCGUUCGGGACGAUGGUUUUGGCUAAACGAGCUCAUACCGUUACGGAUUUGAUGAGACGUAUAUACUGUUGCUCCGGUUUCCUAACAUAGCGGUGCCGUCAUAUAGCGACCGUCUCCAUACAAAUACUACGACAUCGACAUCCAUAUUUAGCCGUAUUAUUUAGUAUGGAGAAGGCCGCUAUAUGACUGCACCGCUAUCCUAGGAAAACUGAUCUUUAGUCUUUGCCCGUAUCCUUGUUAACGGCCCGGGUCGGAUGAGUAUUUUACUAGAAAACGGCGUAUUAUUUUCUGGUUUAGUAGCACGAUUGUUGGCCAAAGUAUUUGACGGAAACGCUGGGUAUAUUCUAACUUAAUAUGCAGCUCCGAAUAACUAUUCAUUGACUAUUAAACGUCAAUUGAAUCAAAAUUGAUCAUUUGACGCGACGUUCAAUGAAAGCCACUGUCAAACAGCGAAGCGCGGUAAACCACUAUGUGCAAAUCUUUCGAGCAUCUCGCUAGUUUCAUGAACUUAGGAGCCUGCUACAAAAAUCUAAAUUUGUGUAUCUGCAUCACUCUAAACUUUAGAGUCUAAAGAGUAUUUUUAGGUAUUCGCGGGAGGCACUCAGUUAACAACUAGUGCACACAAGGUCCUAAAGUGUCAUUAUAUGGAACUUGCUAACUAUGUAAACAAAAUUUCCUAGUAAAUUGAUCACUUCACUAUGGCGUUUUGUUUACAUAGUUAGCAAGUUCCAUAGAAUGACACUUUAAUCUAAACUGUAUUGUGACAAUGACAAUUGUUUUAAAUACGACUCAUCUGUUCCGACGCUCGUUUCGUCCGGUUUUUUUUUUAUAUAUCAGAUCGACAUGUAAAAUUGUAAAAUGGUAUGUACUGUGUCUAAGUAUCCAAAUAUCUUACUUAACAUUACGUUUUAGAUUACAUACUCAACGUUAAUUCAAUUUCAUUACAAUGUUUCCGUGUUACAGUGAUGUAAUGUGCAGCUUUAAUGCAGCUGAAUAUUUAUGCAAUAAUUCAUAUUUAUUACCAACACGGGAAUCUUGUGCUACAGUUUUUAUACACGAAGACGAAUACUUCCGUUUACACAACGGAUACUGAACGAUUCUUUCGUUUUUAAUUUGAUUUGAAGAGCGGCUUAUACGGCGGUGGUUAGUAAUAGUUAAACAACCAAAUAAUCAUGAUAAUGUCACAUGACAAAUAUAUGGGUUUGCUUUAAACAUAUGGCCAUAAUAAGCCCAUAAUUAUGAAUAUGACGUCCAUCUAAAACGUAUAAGACGAGAAUUUAGUUAAUGAUUAGUCAGUAGUCAGACUUCAAUCAUUGUGAUAUUCGCCGCGACAGCAGCCCUUUGUCGCGCUGUCAAACUCCACAGCUGCUGAAACCGUGUCACGAGCGAUAAACGACGCGACAAAAUAUCACUAGCUGUCAUCUUGUCGUAUGUCGCUCGCCGGCCGACGGUAUAUCGUUGUCCAUGUAUAUAACGAAGGAAAGACUGAACACAUGAUAGUGUAAUUUUUACACGAUUUAUUUGAAUUGAAAAUAGUAAAAACAUGGUGCAUUGUACGUGCGUACUGCCAAAUUAUAAUUUAAGAUAAUUUGCGUCUGUAUGAGAAUUUCUAUUAAUUGGAAUUUAUUAAUGUUUAUAUUUUAAAUGCAAUGUUCUUGACAAUAAUAAUUAUGUUUAUCAAGAUGGUUGCUAACCUUGGCAGGUCAUGAUUUAACACUCCUUGAGUUUCUGUUAUUAAUUCACAGGAAGACGUUAGGUAUUGAUGAAAGUAUUACUUUAAAGGUUAAUCUACCAUACGACAGUGUAAAUUAAUGUUUGUAUAAAUAGAUUAGUGUUAAAUUGUCAGUUUAGUGUAAAAAUGUAGUAUAGUUUGAGUUCAGGCUGCGAAGAUGUAAAUAUUUCUAAAUGGAACGUUAUGGACGCCUUAGGGUACUGCUUGUUAGCUACCAUUUUAGUUCACAUUCCUCUCAAACAAUUAUUUGAGGCGCCUUUCAUUAGUGUUAGUUAUCAUGCAUUAUAAUCAUUAGUCACUCAAAAAUGUAACUUCCUUUAGCCCCACUUGCACCAUCCUACUAACCCGGGGUUAACCGGUUACACCGUUAAUCCAGUGUGAAUUACCUAAUAAUCCCUAUUUUCUAUCAAUGUGAAAUACCAAUUGCCAAUAAAUUUAAGAUGUGAAUGUCGACCAGAAUCUUAGAAAUUUCGUAAUUGAGUGUGGUAUUCCACGUGUCUAAUCUCUUUGUCCAAUGUCAGUGCGUCUCAAUCUCUCUUUAAAGUAAAAUGUGAGAAAACAUACACAUUGGACAAAGAAAUUGGAUAGGUGGAAUACCUCCCCUAGUUACGCCAUCGACAUAAUUAUCACCAAGCAUCGACAUGGCAAUACUUCUGUAUACGACUGAAAUUCUUAUAGGUAUCGUCUUGGGUCGUCCCAUUCGUUUUUCGUCAAGUUCUUAAAUUAGUCCUAUUCUGCUUUCGUCACUCAUUCUACAUUCAUCACAAUCGUCGGUGGCUUCCAAUGUAGAAUGCGUGACGAAAGCAGAAUAGGACUAAUUUAAGAAACUUGGCGAAAAACGAAUGGGACGACCCAAGACGAUACCUUCCUAUAUAUUCUCAUUGUUUUUCAAACGACAUGCUUUUUACAUCUUCAUUACUUAAUUUUCCGCGUCUUUUGCAUCUUCAAAGAAUAUGUAAAUGAUGGAGCAUUGUCCUUCACGCCUGUGUUUAUUGUUAUUGUGAUAUGUUGUAUGUAUAUUUAAUGACAUCACCGUUCCUACGUCGCUUGUUACACGCGCGCGUCGUAUGAAUAAUUUAUUCGCCGAAAAGGAAACUAAUCGACCAAUUACAAACUAUUUAACAACUUUAACGUGUUCACAAUUUACUCAACGGUCUAAAUACUAUAUCAGUUAUGGCCUUCAAUGAGGAAAACAGUAAGUAACACUUCAGGCGGAGUGCCAAUUUUAGUACCUACUUGUAAAAAACGGCAAAAUUUGUAAAUUGGUGAGUUGCGUGAGGCCGUUUUAAGUGUCAGGUGUGUUUUUGAGUGACGUCUUAGGUGACGAGGCGCACGCGAGGCCGACAACGAUGAGACAAUGAAUUAAAAUAAUGAAAUAAAAUAAACACAUGAACUGCACAAGUUGCUCUCCUCGCGCGCGCCCGGAUCCUGUACUAAUCGAUCUGUACUAGCCUAAAUAGUAAUAGUUAUAAGUUGUAAAUGCGCCUCUUAAAUGUUAAUUUAUCUCAUUUGUAUGAUUUAUAAUGAUUUAUUGAAUAUUUGCAUAAUAAUGGUGUUGUAAAUAAUUUUGUAAGAAGAUCGAAAUACAUAAAUAUCUUUAUUUAAAAA
Cydia fagiglandana is the source of this 4990-nucleotide messenger RNA. RefSeq names its product cytohesin-1 (gene step). NCBI's taxonomy places the organism in Eukaryota, Metazoa, Arthropoda, Insecta, Lepidoptera, Tortricidae. The coding region runs from base 173 to 1468 and encodes 431 amino acids. Gene Ontology annotation, biological process: regulation of ARF protein signal transduction. Gene Ontology annotation, molecular function: guanyl-nucleotide exchange factor activity. The transcript has 9 exons. The record is from RefSeq and is a predicted model, not a curated record.